Messenger RNA from Lobosporangium transversale, 2675 nucleotides. RefSeq lists its product as hypothetical. The coding region runs from base 232 to 2616 and encodes 794 amino acids. NCBI's taxonomy places the organism in Eukaryota, Fungi, Mortierellomycota, Mortierellomycetes, Mortierellales, Mortierellaceae. The transcript has 3 exons. The record is from RefSeq and is a predicted model, not a curated record.
CAUCAAUGUUAAUUACCAUUAAUCACCCAACUCACGGACCAUAAAAAAAAAAGUUCCGGCUAAUUCAUUGACACAAUAAAAAAAAAUCCCCCUUGCACCAGUCCCUGCAACAACAGCAACACAAGCAGAAGUGGAAGCACGGGCACUCACCACAGCCACCACCGUCUAUGCCUUUUGGAGAAGAGGAAUAUAAAAACAACAACUUUCCCCCUUACGACAUAAAGCAAGUCAAUGGGAAACAGCAAGUCCCGCCAGGCUCGUUCCGGUAGCCCUAAUUCACCUCCCUCUCGAAAACAAAAUAAAUACAGCAGUCGGAUUUUCGACAAGCAUAGUCGGCGCCAACCACAACAGAAGCAACAGCUUCAACAGAAACAACAGCUUCAACAAAAGCAACAGCCACAAUCACCACCACCACAGCAACAACUUCAGCAACAACCAGAACUGCAGCAAUACCACCAUCAGCGACAACAACCUUCUACUACUAGCCAAUACAGCAACCAAAACAGCAAUAACUAUGUUUCAACUACAGAUAACACCCCGGGUCAGCGUGCGCUUAACGAUAGUGGCCAUUAUUCGAGAUCACCGUUAUCUCACAUAGAGUUUCCAGGCGGAUCAUACCACACAAAUCUGUCCAGUUAUGGUUGCCUGGAUCAACAGAAAAAGAUAUCAGAUCCAAACCUACAACUUCAGUAUGGCUCGAGAGUUAAAAGAUCCCCGUUGCCUUCAGGGAAUGGAGAUUCUGGCACUGUUAAUGCUACAACUGAUGCUGGAGUAAAGGCCGGAGGAACUGGUCCCAACGCUGAUACUUACGUCAACGGCACUCAUUUGAGAACACCAACGAGUUUAUCUCUCAAUAGCAAUCAACAACAGCAACAGCAACAGCAACAGCAACAACAAUCUCCACCCUUUGGAGAUUGUAGCACAUAUGUGAGUGGUGGUCAUAGCAUGGUUUAUCAGCCGCAACAGCCAUAUUACCACCAACGUGCAAAUAGCUCAAAGCCAACUUCACCUCUUCGUCAGUCUCAAGGGAGAAUGCCAUCUUAUACUCAACAACAGCAGUACAGCCGCACUGCCUCACCAUCGGGUUACCUGUCAUCACAUUACCAAUAUCACCAAUACCAGCGCAUAUCCAACGGAUCACCACCUGUGGGUCCUAUGGGUUGUUCACUUGUUGAUGAAAUGAGUUCAUCUUUGGCAACAAUGGCAUUUGACAUGAAUGACAGACGUGAGAACAUGCAGCAGCAACAACAGCGCCAUCAAUACUCAGGCAUGAAAUAUCCACAGCAACAAGAGCACAUGGGUGAAUUACCCUCAUACAAUCAACGCAUAAAUCCUGCGAGACAGGAGAGUAACAACAGUAGCAACAACCGACUGUCUUACAAAUAUGAGACACUCCUCGACUUUAGCAAUAGCAACAACAACAACAGCAACAACAAUACCAAUACCAAUACCAAUAUCAAUGCCAAUAAUAAUAAUAACAAUAAUAGUAAUAGCAAUAGUAAUAGCAAUAGCCACAGCCACAGAAGACAGCUAUCUUGGCACGUCAACCCUACAUAUGGACUAAAAACCACUCCUAAUCAAACGCUCGUAAACCUCAGAAAUGAUCCGCUUAUAUCUUUACCUGUGAUCAACUCGAAGCCGCCUUUAGCCUUAACGACGACGACGUUGGUCGAUGAGCAGGCUUUUGCUCGUCUACGGAGAGAAAAUCCGACCAAUCCAAAAGAACCCGAAAAGCGCGAGCGUAUUUAUCGAUGGAUGGGAGAUAUAACUAAAGCCUUGACAUUCAACCCGGAGACGGAUGUUCCUGGGUGGAUCAUACCUGUCACACCAGAUGAGCUUGAUCAACCAAACAGUCCAUUCUAUCUCAAUCGCAUCACUUAUGAGUUGGAUCUUAUGGCGCCAAUAGGAAGACCACUUAGGAAAGUGAUCGAUGUCAACUGUGCCACAGGAGAAUGGGCCAUGGAUAUUGCAUUAAAGUACCCCCGCACGCUUGUAUACGCAGUGGAUCCUAAUCUGCAGUUGACUAGACUGCCAUCCAGGGUCCCUGAGAAUUGCCGGUUUAAAUCGAGGAGUGCGAAGGAACAAGAAGGUGAAUUUGAUCUUGUCCAUCAGCGACUUGGAGCGUUUAGGACCCAGAUUUUGGAAUGGACUCCUCAUUUUGCGGAGCUUGGACGGCUAACUCGAGCAGGUGGAUGGAUUCAAUUGGCAGAGUGUAAUGGAGUAAUUACUCGAGGAGGAGUGGAGUCACUCAAAGUGAAUCGAUGGGUCGAAAAAGCAGCGCUCAGUACCGGAUUGAAUCCGACGCAGAUGGUGGAUGCGUUGAUACCGACCAUCUUGGGUGCAGGGCUGAUCAAUGUGGAAUGCUAUGAUUAUAGGAUCCCUUUAGGAGAUUGGGCAGGCCAACGGGGACAGAUUGCAAUGCGAACGUAUCUGAAAAUGGUGGAGUCGUUGAAGGAAGAAAUCAUCAGGAUGAACCGAUUAGAAGAUGGUGUCUUUGAAAGGACAAUUGCGUUGAUGCGGAUGGAGUGUAUGGCUGAGAAUGCAGAGCUGACCAUGAAGGUCAUCUGUGCGCAAAAACCACCAUUUACAGAAGAUAUCUGGCGCUUGGCUUCCUAAGCUUUUCUUUUUUUUAUUUCUUUUUUUAUUUCUUUUUUUGUUUCUUAUUUUCUUAUUUU